This is a messenger RNA of Homalodisca vitripennis (glassy-winged sharpshooter), 2879 nucleotides long. RefSeq names its product 7-methylguanosine phosphate-specific 5'-nucleotidase-like. Gene Ontology annotation, cellular component: cytoplasm. Bases 430 to 1326 code for a protein of 298 amino acids. The record is from RefSeq and is a predicted model, not a curated record. Gene Ontology annotation, molecular function: 5'-nucleotidase activity; magnesium ion binding. The transcript is spliced from 7 exons. NCBI's taxonomy places the organism in Eukaryota, Metazoa, Arthropoda, Insecta, Hemiptera, Cicadellidae.
GACACAGACAGUACAGUAGACAGUCAGAGUCAGUCAGUGUUUAUCUGGACGAUAAGAAACGGAAUAUAGUUGUAAUGUAAAAGCCAAAAGAAAAAUCCCUAUUUAAUCAUAAUUUACUGUAUUCAGGAAUCGCACUUUACUCCAAAAUAUUAAUAUUACACAAAAUGACACAUUGGUUAUUCAGGACAUCUGUUACUUUUAAUGCCUAUUACAAACAUAUUCAAAUAAUUUCCCUCCCUUGUAUCCCUACCUAGUGCAGAAGAUAAACAUAGCGUACUUUUGUCUUAGUGCCGUGCAGUUUAACUUCCGCCUGGUGUUGUUUGGUGCCUAUUGCCAGCUAGUUUGAGUCAAGGGGUGCCUUAAAAUAGUGAUUCUACAACAUUUGACCCUCUCCCAAAUCAUUGGUAAAGAUUAAUUACGGGACCUACAAUGGCAGAAGGCUCAACUAAACUUUUGAAGAGUAUUAAUGAAGCAGAUUGGCUCUUAAGACCUCAUGUCCAUAUGAAAGACCCUGAGCAAGUGAUAGAGAAAAUAAACAGCAUGAUUCAAGGUGGCAGCAAACAGUUGCAAGUUGUGUUUGAUUUUGACCGAACACUAACAAAACAUCAUGAGAAUGGAGUCAUCACACAUUCAAGUUAUGGAGUGUUGGAGACAGUUCCGACUUUCCCUCAGAGCUUCAGAGAAUCUAACAGAACAAAGUUGGCCAAGUAUCGUCCAAUAGAAAUUGAUCCAAAUAUCACUAUGGAGGAGAAAAUUCCAAUCAUGUUAGAAUGGUGGACAAGUGGAAUUGAAGAUAUGAAGGGAAUACAGUGGGACCUAGAUAUGGUAGAGAAGCAUCUUAGAGACAACCAACAACCAUUCAGGGAUGGGACGAAGGCAUGUUUUGAGCAGUUACAAAAUGCCGGAGUUCCAGUUCUCGUGUUUUCUGCUGGUCUUGGCGAUGUUGUAAGGAUUGCUCUCACGCACAAAGGACUCCUCACAUCAAACGUUCACAUAAUUUCCAAUUUUCUCAAGAUAGAAGAUGGCAAAAUAGCGGGAUAUAUCGGUGAAAAUUUGAUACACGUCUUCAACAAAAAUGAAGCCCAUGUUAAAAACACUCCUUAUUAUGAGGAGCUGACAGGCCGCACAAAUGUCGUUCUGUUGGGAGAUUCAACAGGAGACGCCAUGAUGGCUGAUGGUGUGUCUCACAACAAUGUGCUCAAAAUUGGUUUUCUCAACACAGAUAUAGAGCAAUGCCUGACCCAAUUCAAGGACCUUUUCGACAUUGUCCUUACUGACGACCAGACUAUGGAUGUCCUUAAUCACAUUCUCAAAUUUGUUCUUUAAUUUACUAUUUCCAAUUUUGUUUGACAAAAUCUUUUUUGCAAGCAACUCUUAUAUUUUACAUUUUAACUCGAAGUUAUUUAUUUACAUUACAUUACUAUGUAAAACAAAUUCUUGAUUCAUUACAUUCUGCUAUUAAAUGUUUUGUUCAAGUAUCAUUGUUUUAGGUAAACCUAGAUGUAUUGGUCACUCAGUUUCUUGGUAGAACACCUUAAAACCACCAUAUUGGAUCUACAAUUUUGGAACCUCUUUAGACCCAUACUAACUAUAAGUUAAUUAUAUAAGUUAAAACUAUGUUGUCCUAAGCAACACAUUUUUAGGGAAACACUGAAUUUUUACAUUUUUACUAUAUUUAAAAAGUUAUACUAUCAAUAUUAACAGAUUGAGAUUCAAGCCUCAUAAAAUAAGUUAACAUAAAAUUCGUAGAACAAGAAAGUUAAUAUGAAAAUGAUUACUUAGGUGAUAAAAACAACUCAGAUCUCAUGGAAGAGAGUAAAACAAUUUCUUGCUUGAGUUAUACACAAAUUAAAUUCACAUGUUAGAAUGUGUUAAUGGAUUUACAUCCUGGACACCUGCAUCAGUAUCUUAUGGUGCUCGUUUCCACAAGCGACAUGUUUCACAUACUAGGUGUCCUUUUCGCAUUUAAAGGAAGUAGGUUGGGCUUUUUCCUCUUUUGAUACACCUGCCACUGGAGGAGGGAGCUCUUUGAUACAAUCUCCUGCAUUAGCCUCCUGUGCUUCAUCCUCCACAGCAUUGAUUCAAGGAGACAGGAGAUUUGGCCUGCCACAAAACUCUUCAAGAACUUUUGAAAUUGAAAUGGAAAAAAAUUAAAUGAAAAAUGUCUUUAUUAAAGAAGCAGAAUUAGGGCUAACAAGCCCUCUCUACCACUCAACCUCUUAUUGUAUACAGUAAAUUUACAAUAGUUUAAUAUAAUUGCGAUAAAUUAUUGACAAAAAAAUUAUAAAAUACGUUUUUAGGCUAAUUGCAAAGGAAACCAUAAGCCCUAAGAGCUUUGACAGUUGGGUUUCUUUAUAAUUUUUGUAAAAGUCCCAAAACAUGAAAAACAGACUAAUGUUUUAGGCCAAGUCAGAUUGUGGCUAACCAUAAAUAAUGUCAGUGUUAUAUAAAAAUCAUAAAAAUGUUGUUUUGAUAACCAAAUAUUUAUACUAGUUUGUAAUACCUAAAUAUAUUAUCUUUUAAUGUAGUUUUUGAAUAGAGCUGCCAAUUUUACAGGUAACAAAAAUGAUUUACUAAUUAUCAUAAGCUACUUACUUUGUGGUUGACAAGGAAGGCAACCAAAACAAUAUUCUGCCAUCUUGAUUUAUCUCCAAAGUGAACAAACAGUGGAAUAAAAUAAAGCCAGUGAGUCCACAGGUGCAGGGGUCUCUUGACAAUUCUAAGAACCGUUUGUCAGGUUUCUAAUACACAUUAGGUAUAGAGAAAAUACUAAAAUGAAAUAUCAGUAUCGAAAUUCUGGGUCUGAGGAGGUUUUGUGAGUAUAAUAUGAUGUGAUAAAUGGACAACUUGUUAUGCUAAAUACAUUGGAUUGUUUUCCA